Nematolebias whitei (Rio pearlfish) is the source of this 1629-nucleotide messenger RNA. It is a transcript of the gene egln3, whose product is annotated as egl-9 family hypoxia-inducible factor 3. Gene Ontology annotation, biological process: cellular response to hypoxia; peptidyl-proline hydroxylation to 4-hydroxy-L-proline. Gene Ontology annotation, molecular function: ferrous iron binding; L-ascorbic acid binding; peptidyl-proline 4-dioxygenase activity. The transcript has 5 exons. Lineage: Eukaryota; Metazoa; Chordata; Actinopteri; Cyprinodontiformes; Rivulidae. Bases 148 to 873 code for a protein of 241 amino acids. The record is from RefSeq and is a predicted model, not a curated record. Gene Ontology annotation, cellular component: cytoplasm; nucleus.
CAACUCGAGCCCUCAGGAACAGAAAGUUCCGCUUCCUCUCAGUGGUUUCUGUGGUUCCGUGAGAACCGAACCGCUGUCGGAGCAGAAAACUUGUGCCUGGUUCAGUUUUAUGUAACUUUCAGAACCGUGUCCAGAUCCGACACAAACAUGCCGUUCAUCGAGCACGUAUCCUUCACGGAGCUGGAGCGUUUGGCUCUGGACCGGUUCGUCCCGGCCCUGCUGACCCACGGCUUCUGCUACGUGGACGGGCUCCUCGGGGACCUGGCCGGGAGCGCGGUGCUGGACCAGGUGACGGACAUGCACCGGGCCGGGGAGCUGCAGGACGGCCGGCUCGCGGGCUCCGUCCCGGGCGUCAGCCGGAGGAGCAUCCGCGGGGAUAAGAUCGCGUGGGUGGGCGGCUCGGAGCGGGGCUGCGAGGCCAUCAGCUUCCUGCUCAACCUCAUCGACCGGCUCGUGUCCGUGUGCGCGAGCCGCCUGGGGGCCAAGGCCAUCCGCGAAAGGUCAAAGGCCAUGGUGGCGUGUUACCCUGGAAACGGUGCGGGCUACGUCAAACACGUGGACAACCCGAACCAGGACGGGCGCUGCCUCACCUGCAUCUACUACCUGAACAAGAACUGGGACCCCAAGGAGCACGGUGGCGUCCUCAGGAUCUUCCCUGAAGGCAAACCCUACGUGGCCGACAUCCAGCCGCUGUUCGACAGACUCCUCGUGUUCUGGUCCGACCGCAGGAACCCACACGAGGUGCAGCCGUCCUUCGCCACCAGGUACGCCAUCACAGUUUGGUAUUUUGACUGUGAUGAACGAGCCAAGGCCAAGCAGCGCUUCAGAGACCUCACAGCUUCCUCUGCUGAGCAGAGCAGCAGCUCGGGCUGAUGGGAGGAGGCGCUGCCCUCUGGUGUUGAUCCUCUGAGCUGAUGGAGACCAGGAAGGAGCUUCAGCUUCCUGGACACCUGGAACAAAAGGGGGAGGGGAAAAAGACUUUAAUGGGGGGGUUUGGAUCUCGGAUGUGUUUUUUCUUUCCAAUGAUACUGCUGCUGUAAACCCAGGAUGUCUUCGUGGACUGCCUCCGUGUCUUCGUGGACUCCCUCCGUGUCUUCGUGGACUCCCUCUGUUUUCUCCUCCUGUUUGUGCAAUACUCUGCGGUGAGCUGGGGAGCCCGGCUGCUCGGAGCUUCACCGUCAGCUCGUUACUGAGGAGCGUCGGCCGAACGUCUGACGUUUACAGAGACUCUGUGCUUCCAAACCUGUGGGACAAACGCUGAUUAUCACAGUUUGAAAGUAAAACGGGAUCAAAAGGAUAAUCCAGUUACUCUUAUCAGAGCACAAGGCAAAAGUCUUCAUCCAGGCUAGGCUAACAUACUUUAGCAUCUGUUCCAUGAACAGUUUUACUAUGCAACACCUGAUGUACGUCGGAGUCUGAACACGGACAUCAUCCAGGGGAGACGGAAGAUGGAUGAACAGGCCUUUUAUUCGUUUCAUCUGAUAUUAGACAGAAUCUCCCUUUAAUGAGGACAGGGAACUGGUUUCCUGGUCUGACAUGUCUGAAUAUUUACAAGUUAUUAAUGGUUGUUUUGAAAAAUGUUUUUCAGUUGGAAUAAAACUUUUUUUUUUUAAUAUCACCACAGACAAA